AUGCUUUUUAAUGGUCUAACAGUUGCAGGGUUUCUUGUAUUCCAGAUGCUGGAAAUAGGUAUUACUGACAUGAUGGAGCAUAUUUUUGUCAACCCUGCAGUACACAAAAUUCACAACUUCCCGGACAUUCUGGGAAUCGAAUAUAAUCCAAAAGAUCCAUGGGUGAACUACUAUGCAUUCAAAAGUGGGGUAAUCUGCACCCAGAUAUUGCUGCUUCCGCUGGUGAUUAAGUUGAUUCUACUAGCCUUAACACCUAAGGCUAAUGCACGGAAAAGUCUGCGUUUCUACCUUCAGUCACACAUAAUUUUAAUGGUAUUUUUGCUUCUUGCCGACAUAUUAGUUCUCUAUACAUAUGAUCAAGACAAAAUCAGUGGUGUGCCUCAUAGCCUAAGUAUCUAUAUUUACAGAAACCACAUGUGGUUCUAUCUGACUCAUACUAUUGCUGAGAUCUCUUCUCUGGUAUGUACCAUUCUCAUGUGCUGUGGCUGGUUGCCAUGGUUGACUUAG
This is a messenger RNA of Encephalitozoon hellem ATCC 50504, 507 nucleotides long. RefSeq lists its product as uncharacterized. NCBI's taxonomy places the organism in Eukaryota, Fungi, Microsporidia, Unikaryonidae. The transcript has a single exon. Bases 1 to 507 code for a protein of 168 amino acids. The record is from RefSeq and is a predicted model, not a curated record.